UUUGGUAUGUAAAAUGAAAAGCAGAUGAUGCAAGGAGACAUCUGGAUAGUCCCAAAUUGCGAAGGUUUUGAUAAAAGCAUGGCUGUUGUUCUUGGCUUUCAAAUUCUUCCAUCUAGUACAAUAGUCAAGCCCGAGCCUGAUCACUCGCAUUCUGUUAUCCACGGUGUCAAAGUUCUAUUAGCCGACUCUGAUGAUGUGAAUAGAGGAGUAACGAGGAAGAUGCUCGAGAAAUUGGGAUGCAACGUUGCUGUAGUUUCAUCUGGAUACGACUGCCUUGGUGCUCUUGGCACCGAUGUGUCCUCGUUUCGAAUUGUCCUGUUGGAUCUUCGCUUGCCUGAUUUGGAUGGCAUUGAAGUUACCAUGAGAAUUCAAACGUUUCGAAACAGUAGCUGGCCGUUGAUUAUUGGUUUAGCUGCAACUGCUGAUGAAGAUGUAAGUGGAAGAUGUCUGCAGAUUGGAAUGAAUGGAAUUAUAUGUAAACUAGUGCUCUUACCAGGACUUGCUCAUAAGCUUCAGAAAGUCCUGCUCCAGGCAAGCAGAAUCAUUUCGUAAUGGUUAAA
Nicotiana tabacum (common tobacco) is the source of this 560-nucleotide messenger RNA. Its product is annotated as protein EIN4-like. Gene Ontology annotation, cellular component: endoplasmic reticulum. Gene Ontology annotation, molecular function: ethylene binding; ethylene receptor activity. Gene Ontology annotation, biological process: phosphorelay signal transduction system. Lineage: Eukaryota; Viridiplantae; Streptophyta; Magnoliopsida; Solanales; Solanaceae. The record is from RefSeq and is a predicted model, not a curated record.